AUGAUAAAUAAUAGCAAUAGCCGUUCAUUGGUAGUAUUUUUACUUGGUGCAACAAGUCCUUUAUAUACUAUUUUACUAUUUACAUCUGUACCAGCAUUCCUUGUGGCAAAAUUAGUAAGUGUAUUUGAUUUGCUAAUGGGAGGAAUGGAUAUUGAGAAGCAUAUCGAUUAUGGUACAGCAUUUAUAUCAUCAUCUAAAAUGUUUAAUCGAUUCUUUGGAUAUUUGAUAUUGCUUGGGCCAACUGCAAUUAUUAUCAUUUUUGCUUUUGUUGCAUUUUAUACCAAUGUUAUUUUAUAUAGAAUGCCACUGGGUGCAAUUAUGGAUGCAACAACAGAUUGGAUUUCGCAUACUUCACUUAGACAGACAACAAGUCCAAAACCGGCACCGAUCUCACAUCAUAUAUUCACCUCUUUUUUCAAUAUUUCUUAUCGAACUGCAUUAUAUAUCAUAUUUGUUGCUGAAAUAUUCAUUGGAAUCAUUGUAUUCUUCUUCUUUAUUGGCAAUAUAUUUUACGUUCGUCUUAUUAAUAAUACCGCGAAUGUAGCAGCAGCAGGUAAUUUCCGUACAAUAUUAUUUCUUGGUCUCUUAACAUUCCACAUUUUAUCAUUGAUUGAAUUACGCUGGACGUUAAAAAGAUGGGAUCAUUCAUCCAGAUUAACAAUGUAUAUAGCGGUUGCAACAGUAGAAAUGGCCUUCCUGAAUGGUUAUAUGUGGGUUGCAGCGGUGAAUCAUUCCUGGGGUUUAAAUUAUCAACCGUUUUUGGUGAUUCUUAUCAAUACUUUCAUUCGGGGUUCUAUGAUUGCCAUUGUGAUAGCAGUUCGUUGGAAUAUGGCGGAAAUGUCACAUCCAACUCGUACACGUGACGCUAUCGAAAUUUAUGAUGCAACCGCUGAUUUGGAUAACGACGCCGAUCAUGAGGAUGAUGUACCGACCAUUUAUGAAAUGCGGCGUGAUGUUUUCACUUGA
This is a messenger RNA of Acanthocheilonema viteae, 966 nucleotides long. NCBI's taxonomy places the organism in Eukaryota, Metazoa, Nematoda, Chromadorea, Rhabditida, Onchocercidae. The record is from the annotation of a GenBank genome assembly.